GGAGGAGGAGGAGGAGGAGGAGGAAGAGGAGGAGUUGAAGAGAAUCGCAGCUGCUAGCAUCACGGAGAAUAAGAAAAGGGAUAAAACCGGCGUAAAUGUUAGGAUGGACAGUCACAUCGGAGGAGGCGGUCAGCGCCUGCCCCCGGACGGGGAUGAAUUUCCCUUGGCAUACCAGGAGUACACGACAACGCUGAGCAACAUGGACAGCAUCGACGGCACGAUGAUGAAAUCCAUCUACACGGAGAAGAGAAUGGUCGACGUAGUUAGCGGUUAUUACGAGUCGUCGUCCGACUCACCGCCGCCGCUGCCAUCGAGUAAUCCGCCGGUCCGCAAGUUCUCGGCGAACGGCGAUCUCUGGCGACAGGACAACAAGAGCGAGAAGAGCGUGAAGGACAAGAUCGCGAUGUUCUCGUCGCAGCAGACGAUCGGAGCGCCAUCGUUCCCGAGCAGAGGUCGAUUGUCCAAGCACAAAUCGUCGGACGACGUGUUUGCCGAGGAGAAGUCGACGCCCGAGAGGGCUCAAAGUUCCUUCGAUCUGAGCAAUCAGAAGGCGCCGAGUCUGCCGCAAACGUCGCCACCGCCGACCUCGAGCUUCAACGGUUACAGGCCUACGUAUCCCGCGCCUUAUAUCCCAAGCAAGUCGCCGACGAGCAACGGACUCACCAGAGCCACGAGCUUCUCCGGAUCUUACGCCAAUCUACCGUCGACCACGAGCGAGUUGUCGGCGAUGGCUAACAGUAGCAGUCCACCGACCGUCGCGAGGACAAAUUCACUCGCCUCGACUUUCAGACGACCCAGUGACGAGGCGAGGAAGAGUAGUUUGAAUCAGCUAAUCGAGCAAAGGCGCAAAGGAAUUUCGAAACUCAGGGGCUUAGUUAUUCCGGAGAAAGAUGCUGUGCCCGUCGAUCAGCCUAUCACCGAUCUGCCGGAGAUCAAGUCGAGGGAUUCUAUUCUGGUCAGUCAAGUAUCCCGAGCAAACAUUCAGGACAAAUGGGGUUCGCAAAGUUCAAUAGCGAGCAACGCAAGCACAGUGAGCUCGUCCCUUCGACCCAACAGCAACAGCAACAGCAACAGCAACAACAACAGCAACAACAACAACAACACCUUCAAAAUGCCAGCACCUAAGAUUCUCUCCAGUUAUUCACCCGCCUUCAAACGUAAAAGUCUGUCGGUCUAUUCACCUACGACCACGACGGUCCUUCCAUCCAACAACAAACCACCGCAACAGCAGCAACUCGCCAGUCCAGACGCACCCAAGAGUCUCGAAAGCAUCUGCAGUCCGACCCGUAGCGAUUACAGCUUCGACUUCGUCUCGUCCAGUGCAUCACCCGAUAAUGGUAACCCACCGACGAGCAACAAACCAAAAGGACGCAACGAGUACGCCGACUCGGACAACGACUCUGCUGUUAGCUCAUCGCAGAGCAGCAUAUCGCGUGGGUUCUCACCGGAACCAGCUUCCUAUCAACUCAUUGUACCAGAAAAAACCAGUGUUUACACUGCCAGGACGCAAUUUUUGUCCGAGAGAAGUUUCUUUACGCCGGAGAAGCCGAGCAAACAGCCGCAACUGAAGAGAUCGGAAUCGACGUCGGAAUCGCUGAGAAUACUGAAGCCGCAGAGCGUGGAAGCCAUUAAUCGAAAGAACAUACUUGCCAGUGCUCGUUGCCGCAGUGGCAGAGAUUUGAAUCUUGGCUCGCCGUUGAUUCAGAGGAAGUUUUCCGACGAAGAGGAGGACAAAAAUGAGUUUGUCGGGAUGACCAAUGGCAAUGGUGAGGCUGCUAAGCCGGAAAUCAAAAUAGCUUACAUAGAAAUAACUGAGAAUGUCGUCGCGAGUGAAGAGAAGAAGGAAGACGAAGUGCCAAGACUACCGCCCAAAAGGAAUGCCGUGCCGAGUGCUAGGAACCAAGUGCCAAUUCCAACGGCGAGAUCAAUGAAAUCCGAAUUGAUGGAACCAUCGAACGACAUGAAAAGUUGGAUGCGCGCCGAAAUGCGAACUCUGACUGCCAACGGUACCAAUUCUUAUGGCAAUCAUAAGAAGAAUGAUUUGGAGACUAACGGCCGUGCGAGCAAGCCAAGUUCACCGACGAUUUCAAGGAACGGCGAGGUUGACGCAACCGAUACGAUCAAACCGAAACCCAGAACCGAGAAGAAGAUCAUCGUUGAAGAACAAGAGGAUCUUCUCACAGUAUUAACGACUAGGAGCCGGUCACGAUCUGGCAUUCACGUCGAAGAGACAAGCUAUGGCAAGUUAAAAAGUCAAAUGAGCCUGGAGGAUAUCCUCGCUAUGAAUUCGAGUGAAUCGCCAUCGAAACUACCGCGAAGUCAGAGUGUCAUUGAAAAAAACGGCACGAGUCCAUUCGCUUCACCGAUGAAUCGACCGACAACUCUGUCAACGUCAGCGGUAAGAAGAUCGAACUCGACGGAUUUGUGGGACGAAUCGUCGAAAAUCGAAAUGAACGACGUUGCGAAAUCCAAAAUCCCAAUGCCAAGAAAUUUAAAUCGACGCAGCUCCAGCGUCACCGACAUGAAGAAGGCUUUCGAGAGGAAUAACGAUGCUAGUCCUCCAAGUGGUACAACAUCACCAGGCAGUAGUCAGCCGGCAUCAGCAGCAGUAGCAGCGGCGGUAGCAGCAGGUUCGCACAAUCGCUUCCCAAGUCUGGACAGCAGCGUGGACCAUGAGCAACGCGGCGGGUUCAGCGUCGAGCAAUUCGGAAGUAUCAGUUCGUUGGCAAGUAGCACCAGUCUUAUAUCACAGCAGGAGCUUGCCCAACUGGUCGACGAGGCCAAUCUUGAGGAACCCCGAGGUGUCCACGACGUGGUGGUGGUACUCCUUCACAAGGACAAUCCGACCGGCAGCGUCGGCAUAAUCCUCGCGGGCGGUGCCGACUGCGAGACGAAGGAGAUCACGGUUCAUCGCGUAUUGUCGCAUUCCGUAGCCGACAAGGAGGGCAGCGUGCAGCGAGGCGAUCGCAUUCUGAGCAUCAAUGGCCGCAGCAUGCGUGGACUGACGCAUCGCGAGAGCUUAGCCGUGCUGAAGCAACCGAGACCCGAAGUCGUUCUCGUUGUGUCGAGGGCGAAAGUCGAGGACAGCAAGAUGAAGGGGAGAACCGAGAGCGCGGAGACCAUUGUCGAAGGUCACGAGGUGACGACGACCACGGAUAGUAGCAGCACGGCGUGGGGUCCGUCGGUCUCGGUGGCGGUCUACAAGGAUGGCGCCGGUCUUGGCUUCAGUCUCGAGGGUGGUCGCGACAGUCCACUUGGCGAUCGACCUCUCUUGAUCAAGAAGAUAUUCACUGGAGGUGCUGCCGAAAAGACAGGUGCUUUGCGCGCAGGUGACCAUUUGCUUGAGGUGAACAAACACGACGUGAGCCGUUUGUCAAGGAUCGAGGCUUGGUCACUGAUGAAAAAAUUGCCCGACGGCGAAGUGAACCUCCUAGUCAGGCAUCCCGCUACCAAGCCGUCGUGAACGAAAAAUAAUUUAUAAUACCAACUCGAUCCCUCGACAAUUCUCCUUCUUACUCUCUUUGUAUACGUUAAUACAAUAAUUUUUACGAAGUAGUAGUCAAGAGAUGAUUCGCCGCCUCCAAGUGUGCCUUUUUUUACUUUUCGUUUAAUUUUACUAUUAUAUAUGUAUUUACUAUAUAUGUAUCUUCUUUCUCCGCCAUAGUAAGAGUUA
Phymastichus coffea is the source of this 3673-nucleotide messenger RNA. Its product is annotated as pro-interleukin-16-like. The coding region runs from base 104 to 3463 and encodes 1119 amino acids. The record is from RefSeq and is a predicted model, not a curated record. Gene Ontology annotation, molecular function: protein binding. The transcript is spliced from 9 exons. NCBI's taxonomy places the organism in Eukaryota, Metazoa, Arthropoda, Insecta, Hymenoptera, Eulophidae.